Molecule: messenger RNA, 1490 nt
Organism: Amblyraja radiata (thorny skate)
Lineage: Eukaryota; Metazoa; Chordata; Chondrichthyes; Rajiformes; Rajidae
Gene: fgf24
Product: fibroblast growth factor 24
Exons: 5
Coding region: 802-1428 (208 amino acids)
Molecular function (GO): growth factor activity
Source: RefSeq, a predicted model, not a curated record
GAACUCACAUUCGCAGUUACCUCCCCUCGGGGAAAAAAAAACAGGGACUAAUCGCUUUCCAUCAGAACAAGCCGCUGCCGAAAGCUUAGAGACAGUCGCCGUCUCCAGUCCCAGCCUUCUAAAGUGGCCCGGCUACAAUUCUCAGAUGUUAUUUGGAUGAGAGAGAGAACAAAACAACAUACUUCAGAGAGUGAAUUUGGUUCAUCGGGGGCAAUAACAGCAACAACAACAGCAACAGAAAGAAGAGGGAAAAAAGGGGGAAAAAACGAAGCACAAUCGGUGCAGAGAGUGCAAGAGGAAAAACUAAUAAUGACAUUUCGUGGGAGAUUCGAGUGAGUGAAUGGCUUUGCCAGCGCCGGAGAGAGCAGCUUCUUAAAUCAUCUUUGAAGGAAAAACCCAGGCUAAAACUUGGAUUUUUUUUUUUUAGAAAGGGAAACUUAGACACACCAACCAACACUACAGGUUGGCAAUUCAUCGCAACUAGUUGAACAAAUAUUUACCCGCUUGUUUGGAUAGCUUUUAUUAUUUUUCCUCCCGCACUUAAGCGAAGCAGCGGCGCUUAACCAGAAUGUUAUGUGUGUGUGUGUGUGUGUGUGUGUGUGUGAGAGCGUGUUUGUGUGUGUUUGUGUUUUAGUCUCAUUUCAACCCCACACAUAGAUUAGGGAGCAACCGAAAAUCUUUUCGGAAGAUCUUUCAAACUGGGAGAGGAAAGUUUGGAUUUGUGCUUCCAAAACACUAAAGUGAGAAUAUCUUCCCGAUAUCUUGGACUUAAAACCUGACACGGAUCUUCAUUCCCGGGAGAUGGCUCGCCUACCCCCGAGAAUCAUGUGGCUAUUCCUGCACUUGCUUACCCUUUCGUCCCUAAUCCAGGACUCCAGGCAGACCACGGCCCACUUCAGGACGUACGUGGAAAACCACACCAGACACUCGGACGACUUGAGCCGUAAACAAAUACGGAUCUACCAGCUAUACAGCCGGACCAGCGGCAAACACGUCCAGGUGCUGGGCAAGAAGAUCAACGCCAACGGGGAGGACGGUGGCAAAUACGCUCUUCUGGUGGUGGAGACCGACACCUUCGGUAGUCACGUGAGGAUCAAGGGGAAAGAGACGGGCCAUUAUAUCUGCAUGAGCAAACGUGGGAAGAUUCUCGGCAAGCUGAACGGGAAGAACCGCGAGUGCGUGUUCGUGGAAGAGGUGCUGGAGAACAACUACACCGCCCUGAUGUCGGCCAAGUACAAGGGCUGGUACCUGGGCUUCACCAGGAAGGGGCGCCCCAGGAAGGGCUCCAAGACGGAGCAGAACCAGAGGGAGGUGCACUUCAUGAAGAGGCUGCCCAAGGACAAGGAAGGCCACCACAAGCCUUUCAAGUUCACCACGGUGACGAAAAGAACUCGCAGGACCCGUCACCAGAGGCGAGGCAGAGGCUGAGGGAACCUCUGCCGACCAACCACCACUGACUGUCUUGGGAUAAAUAUUUGCGUUUGUUUUUU